AUGCCUUUGUGGGUCUUGUCGAGCUUCACUUUGUUGACUUUGGUAUGCUUUUCGACUGUUGGGGAAGUCUGGUCUUACCAACUGGAUUUGGAUUCAAGGCUUUCACGCAUAGUCUCUUACAUGAUGAAUGAAGUGCCCGCGAAUGUGGUUUGCGCAGGAUGCUGUGCUUUCCCUUGUUUCUGGCUGUGCACGCAGAAACUGCAGAAACACGAGGAGAUGCUAAAUCAGAUGAAGCACUUCGAUGUUCGAAGUGCUGAGUGCACAGUGGAAAGUGACCGCAUAGUCAUCCAGGAACAAAUUGUUAACCUUUUUGAUGAAGCUUUGGAGCCUCCGGUUCAAGUCCCUUUCGGAACUGUUGCAGAUGCUCCGGAUGCUCCUUUGAUGUCCCCAGACGUGCUUCAGGACAUCCGUGACAUCACUAGCUACCCGAGCCGUGAUGAAAUCCUAGACCAGUUCAACGCAUAUGUGAGGGGCCCAUUGCAUGGAAGCAUUGAAGCAUCCGUGGGGAAAGAAGAGUAUGUCCCUCUCAAUUCUUGCUUCGCGGCUCAGUUGCCAGCGAUUUUGUGUGGCUUCAUGAUUGCGCUUGGCUGUGAUGGCCAGGCGGAUUGUGGGAUGUCAGCCUCCAAUCUGGGCUUUGCUUCGGUGACCGAGUACAUGAUUGUCAAUAUGUUUGCUUGUGGAAUACAAAUACCCUUGACAUAUCCUCACAUUUCCUCUGGUGCUGCGAACCAGCCACCUAGUAACCCGAGCCAUGUCCAGUGGAAUUUGGCAGACCCUCGUGGGUGCAUCUCUCACAGGAUUGGUGCUAGCUGCCUGUUUGUGUGGCAUAAGUCUUCACUUCGUGCUGUUAAUCGUGGUCGUCAACAAAUAUUCGACAAUAUGUUUGGGAGCUUAUGUGGCCUGCUUUGCUAUUGUGCUCUGGGCCCUUUGGUUUUGCUUCUUCAGGACCUCAGCCCGACACUCCUCACGAUGUUUUGCUGUUUCUGCUUCAACGCCUUGACGUCCAAGAUGCAAGGGAAAAAGGAAAUGUUUUUGUUUUUGCAGCAUGACUUCUGUGGAUUUACAUGA
Cladocopium goreaui is the source of this 1068-nucleotide messenger RNA. The record is from the annotation of a GenBank genome assembly. Lineage: Eukaryota; Dinophyceae; Suessiales; Symbiodiniaceae.